Messenger RNA from Hypoxylon fragiforme, 1583 nucleotides. Its product is annotated as major facilitator superfamily domain-containing protein. The coding region runs from base 32 to 1519 and encodes 495 amino acids. Gene Ontology annotation, biological process: transmembrane transport. The record is from RefSeq and is a predicted model, not a curated record. NCBI's taxonomy places the organism in Eukaryota, Fungi, Ascomycota, Sordariomycetes, Xylariales, Hypoxylaceae. Gene Ontology annotation, molecular function: transmembrane transporter activity. The transcript has 9 exons.
CGUCAUCAGCCUUGUUCUCGCUUCAUUUUUGAUGCUACUCGACACUUCCAUCGUUAGCACGGCUGUGCCAGCUAUUUCGGAUGAGUUUCAUGCUCUGCAGGAUGUCGGCUGGUAUGCGGCAGCGUACAAUCUUGGAUCAGCCGCACUGCAACCUCUCACUGGCAAGAUCUAUAACUGUUUCCGUCUAAAGUGGUCCUUCUUAACCUUCUUCCUCAUCUUUGAGGUCGGUUCUGUGCUGUGUGGAGCUGCGCAAUCGUCGCCAAUGCUCAUUGUUGGUCGCGCGAUAGCUGGAGCCGGAGCAUCAGGUUUGCUCAGUGGAUCCAUCAUCAUUGUAUCCAGCUGUGUGCCUUUACGGAGACGUCCACCUUUGAUUGGAACAAUUCAAGGAGUUGCCCAAAUGGGAACUGUCAUUGCGCCCCUGGUUGGAGGAGCCUUCACUUCCGGUGUAACUUGGCGAUGGAGCUUCUACAUCAACCUUCCCUUUGGCGCCAUUGUGUCUAUCCCAAUAAUAUUCCUCCGUAUCCCUGAACAGAUACAGAAGAAACCCGCGAGGGAAAUACUCUCCAGGCUUCAUCGGCAUCUAGAUCUUGUGGGAUUUGCGCUUCUUGCUCCAGCUGUCGUGCAACUUCUUCUUGCGCUUGAAUUUGGCGGGAACCAGUUUCCUUGGAACUCUUCUCAAGUAAUCGGUCUCUUUGUUGGCGCUUUUGCCACCUUCGUCGUCUGGAUCUUCUGGAACAGAUACAAGGGCGAUGAGGGCUUACUCCCCUUUUCUAUGAUGAAGCGAAGGGUUAUCUGGGCAAGCGCUUUGAACUACUCUUUCCAGAUGGAAACACUCUUCGGCACAUCAUAUUGGCUACCGAUUUACUUCCAGGCCGUCAAGGGUGUGAGUGCUAUAUUGAGUGGAGUUUAUCUCUUGCCUACUAUCCUAGGUCAGCUCCUUUUCACCGUGCUAGCUGGAGUUCUUGUACCGAGAGUCGGCUACGUCCCCCCAUUCUCUAUUUUUGCAGGUAUUCUCAUACCAAUUGGAACCGGACUGUUCUCAACACUCCAGCCUGAUACUUCAACCGCGAAAUGGGUUGGAUAUCAGUUAAUCGCUAGUUGUGGCAGGGGAGCCGGCUUACAAAUGCCCAUUGUUGCUGUCCAGAACGCGGUUGAUCAGAGGGAAUUAUCUACGGCUAUGGCAUUUCUCCUCUGGGCGCAGUACAUUGGCCCUACCAUAUUCCUGACGCUGUACAACACCAUUUUCUCCACCAGUCUUCGAAGCCUGGUGCCACAGAUAGCACCAAACGUUGAUGCAUCGGCCGUUGUAGCCGCCGGUGCCACAAGCUUCCGUGAUCUCGUCAGUCCUCAAGACCUCCCAAGUGUUUUGGUCGCCUACUCGGACAGCAUAGAUAACGUAUUUUACCUUGUUGCCGCUGCCGGUGUGGGAGGAUUCUUUGCCGCUUGGGGCAUGGGCUGGUAUGACAUUCGGCAGAAGAACCGAGAAUCUCCUGGGGAGCCUCCGGCCGUUGAGGGCUAGAUUCUACAUGGCACAAGACCGGUACUUACACUACGUUGGCAUUAGAGGGGUUGAGUAACAACAG